UCUAAAGGUCUCCAUCCAAAAGUCCAAAGCAUAACUACUCGCUACUCGCUACUUAGUUAACUCCCGCCCGAGUCAACUCGCCUCGCCUGAGUCCCACCCAAAACCUCCGAUCUCCGCCGCAAAACUCUCCGUCUUCCCAUUCCAACAUAAUCCCCUCACUUCACCCCUACCGAGAAAAAAUAUUAAUUUUCUUGUAAAUAAACCAAUUAAAGCAAUGGAGGAGUACCCAGGAGAACUCCGCACUCCGCCGGUAGCUCUAGCAGCUUUGGUCGGAUGCCCGGAGCUUCACUCGCGGAUCACUUCUCACCUCCACGCCGAACAGCCACCAAUCAACGCCCUGGCAUUGCCCGAUUUCUCCAAAAUCACAUUGUUCGCGAGAACUCCCAAAGAAAACGCCGGUCCGGGACGGCCGGUCGAUGGUAUUUUGAAAAGAGACUGGCUUUCCAAGCACCGGACUAAAAUUCCCGCUGUUGUUGCCGCUCUCUUCAGCUCCGACCACAUUUCCGGUGACCCUGCUCAGUGGCUUCAGGUCUGCACCGACCUCGAAAACCUCAAGGGAGUGACUAAAGGAAGGAACAUCAAACUUAUCGUGGUGGUGGUAACCCAGUCAAGCUCUAGAGAUGAGAUUAGCGAAGAUCGAAUGAUUGCUCUUAGGAAGAGGGCUGAAGUAGAUUCAAAGUACAUAAUUACCUUUGUUCCUGAUGAUCCAGGGGAGCUUAAACAAUCCCUAACCAGACUCCGGAGCACAUUGGGGGAACUGGCAAAUACAUAUUACAGAGAGGAAGGGCGGCGAGUUAAAACACGUAUUGAUAGGAAGAGCUCGAUCUCCAUAGAGUUGCACAUCCGCUACUGUUUUAAAGUUGGGGUAUAUGCAGAAUUUCGUAGAGAUUGGGCUGAAGCUUUGAGGCUAUAUGAUGAAGCCUACCAUUCAGUGCGAGAGAUGGUUGGGGCUUCUACAAGAUUGUCUCCAAUUUUACGCUUAGUUGAAAUCAAGACUGUGGCAGAGCAGUUGAAUUUUAAAAUUUCAACUUUGCUCAUGCAUAGUGGAAAAUUAGCAGAAGCAAUUAUAUGGUUCCGCCGCCACACUGAUACUUAUAGGAGGCUUGUGGGAGCACCAGAUGCUAAUUUUCUUCAUUGGGAGUGGUUAAGCAGGCAAUAUUUGGUGUUUGCUGAACUUUUAGAGAGCAGCUCUGCUGCUGUCCAAAACAUUUCAUCUCCAACUUCAGGAACUGCAGAUAAAUUGACUGAAUGGGAAUUCUAUCCAGCUUAUUAUUACCAGUCAGCAGCUCAAUAUUUGAAACAGAAGAGUUCGUGCAAGGAACUUGCAUUAUCAAUGUCAGAAAUUGCUGAUGAGAAGAAUGGAAGUAACGAAUCUGUGAUUGAUUCUGUUUAUGUUGGUCAGUUUGCAAGACUACUUGAGCAUGGUGGGGAGGCAUUCACAAUGCAACCCAGUCUUACUGAUGAAGAGUUUGUCCGCUACUCUCUUGCUGAGGGGAAAAGGUUCCAAGAUUCCUUUGAAAUAAUAGCUCUUCUGAAAAGAUGUUUUGAAGCAUAUAACAAGAAUAAGACCUUGCGGAUGGCCUCCUAUUGUGGGGUCCAGAUGGCGCGGGAAUAUUUCUCAAUAAAUGAAUUUGCUGAUGCAAAACAGAUUUUGGACAAUGUUGCAAAUCUUUAUCGACAGGAGGGUUGGGUAGCUUUGUUGUGGGAGGGUUUAGGCUACCUUCGAGAAUGCUCAAGGAAAACUGGUUCCGUGAAAGAUUUCGUGGAGCAAUCACUUGAAAUGGCUGCACUGCCAGUUUCAAAUACUGAGGAUGCCCAGUUCUUUAAGGACUGUGGCCCAGCUGGGCCUCCAAGCCUUCUCCAGAGAGAAAUGAUACACAAGGAAGUAUUUGGAGUUAUCAGAGGAGAAUCAGAAAUUGCAUUGAAUGAAGAGAAUAACCAUCUUAAAGUAACUGAUUGUCAUCCUCUUUAUCUUGAGAUUGAUCUUGUGAGCCCCCUAAGAGUGGCACUUCUUGCAUCAGUUGCUUUUCAUGAGCAAAUAAUUAAGCCUGGUAGAUCGACCAUGCUCACAGUUUCACUUCUGACACGGUUGCCUCUGAAGUUUGAAAUUGAUCAGUUAGAGAUCCAAUUUAACCAAACCGAAUGUAAUUUCAUUAUUAUAAAUGGCCAGAGGCCCCAGUUAGCUGCAAUCUCCAAUGUACAGCCUGGUCGCAGAGUGGAGAUGGCUCCUGCCCUGGAAAUUGCUACCAACAAAUGGUUGCGGCUGACAUAUGACAUAAAAUCUGAGCAAAGUGGUAAGCUUGAGUGCAUGUAUGUUAUUGCAAGAAUAGGACCACACUUCACCAUCUGUUGCAGAGCAGAGAGUCCUGCUUCAAUGAAUGACUUGCCUCUUUGGAAAUUUGAAAACCGUCUAGAAACUGUACCAAUCAAGGAUCCUGCUCUGGCAUCCUCUGGUCAGAAAGCCAUCCAGGUUGAAGAACCAGAUCCACAAGUCGAUCUGAAAUUAAGUUCUUCUGGCCCUGCAUUAGUUGGGGAGAACUUUGUUGUACCUGUGACUGUUACCUCAAAGGGCCAUUCAGUCCAUUCUGGUGAGUUGAAGAUUAACCUGGUGGAUACAAAAGGGGGAGGCUUGCUUAGUCCCAGGGAUGUGGAACCAUUUUCAACAGAUAAUCUUCAUGUGGAGCUUGUAGGAGUUUCAGGCCAAGAGUGUGAGGACCAAUCCGAUGCUGGUUCUGACAAUAUUCGUAAAAUUCAACCUUCUUUUGGAUUGAUUUCUGUACCAGUUCUCAGUGAAGGAAAGUCAUGGUCCUGCAAGCUGGAAAUUAGAUGGAAUCGCCCCAAACCUGUUAUGCUGUACGUGUCAUUGGGUUACAAUCCUUGUAGUAGUGAAACUAGCUCACAAAAAGUUCAUGUGCACAAAAACUUGGAGAUUGAAGGGAAGACUGCUCUGAUAAUCAACCAUAGGUAUAUGUUGCCUUUUAGGCAGGACCCUCUUUUGCCAUCUAUGAUUAAAGCAACUGGGGAUUUUGAUCUGACACCAAUACUGCCUUUGAAGGAAAAAAGCAUACUUCUUGUUAGUGCAAAGAACUGUUCAGAAGUCCCAUUGCGGUUGCUAUCAAUGUCUAUAGAGUCAGAGACUGAUGGCAGUUGCACUGUAAGACAAAAGACUGAGGACUCCAUGGAACCUGCCCCUAUAGUGCCAGGUGAGGAGUUCAAAAAAAUCUUUUCUGUCAUUCCUGAGGUAAAUCCUGCAAAAUUGAAGAUUGGAACAGUGUGUUUGAGAUGGAGGAGAGAUUCUGGCGACAAAGAACUAUCUGAUUCUUGCACUACAGAAGUUUUGACAAAACAGAGGCUUCCGGAUGUAUAUGUGGAGCAACCCCCAAUAAUUGUGAGUUUAGAGUGUCCUGCACAUGCCAUUCUUGGAGACCCUUUUACAUUUUCCGUUAGAAUUCAUAAUCGAACCCAACUGCUCCAGGAGAUUAAAUACUCACUUACAGAUUCACAAAGUUUUGUGUUGUCUGGGUCUCAUAAUGACACAAUUUUUGUUCUUCCCAAAUCCGAGCAUAUACUGAGUUUCAAGCUUGUUCCUCUGGCCUCGGGUUCACAACAGCUACCUCGAGUUUCUGUAACCUCCGUCAGAUAUAGUGCUGGCUUUCAGCCCUCAAUUGCUUCAUCUUUUGUUUUUGUUUUCCCAUCUAAGCCUCAGUUUAGGCUGAGUGAUACAACAGAUACAAGAUUAGGGUCUGUUGCAGUUUGAUAGAUUCAUGUACUCCUAGUUUGGAAGUCCUCAAUGGAUUAGGUUGAAAUGGGUCUGGAGGUGGUUAUUCAAUCUGUUCAAUAUAAUCAGCCUUGCUCAGAGCAUUCGAGAGAUACGAGAAAAUUUUGCCCGCUUCUGGGUGCACAAGGGAAAAGUUGUGGAAUCAUUAUUGCUUGGGUGUUUUUCCCCCCCUUACGGAUCCCUGAGUUUUUUCAGGAAGUCAAAUUUCUGAUUUCUGGCUGGCCAAUGAUCAUUCUAUCUCUGUGUAUGCUUUGCUGAUGUUUCGAUUUUAUACGAGUAGAAAAUAUACGCAUACUACAGCUAUUUGUUUCCAUCUUAUAUUCUUCAAAAAAACAGACAGAACGGUCUUUUAUUCUUCAA
This is a messenger RNA of Coffea eugenioides, 4138 nucleotides long. RefSeq names its product trafficking protein particle complex subunit 11. The coding region runs from base 215 to 3757 and encodes 1180 amino acids. The record is from RefSeq and is a predicted model, not a curated record. The transcript has 9 exons. Lineage: Eukaryota; Viridiplantae; Streptophyta; Magnoliopsida; Gentianales; Rubiaceae.